CAUGUAGGCUAAUUAGCCUCUAACUUUUAAUGUUAUAGAUAUGUGUAAUUACAGGAGAAUUUGAUGGGUUCCUUGGGGGAUAGAGAUAGGCUACCCAUGCCUCAAGCACGCAGUCUGCAUGAGCUUUGAUUUUAUACACCUGUAGCAAGAGACCUGAAACCCAUGAAUAGGCUUAAAUUCCUAAAGGCAGCAUCAAAGGGUCAUCUUUGGUCAAAUCCGCAGUCACCUCAAUAACGUUACCAUCAGUCUGUCUAACUGACUGUUGCCUUACGAUUUGGCAGUGAAAACAUAAUCUGGUGGCGGGUGCUUUAAGAUAAGUAAGGGCAAAUCGGAGACAAAUGAAGCAUUAUCUUCGGAGCCAUGUCAAGUAAUGGCAAGCCGCUAUGUUGUAGGCUACCGUCAGACAGAAGGCAUGAGUGAUUUUGUUUCUACUAGAGCUAAGUUUAGCAUGGUACAAGGAUGUUUAGGAGUCCCCAGCUGUUGGCCUUACCAAGCCUAAAAGGGACCCAAAGAUCACUGCUACUCUUCUCCAAAGAGGCCCUGCCGUCCAUUUGCCCUAGACACCAGAGGAGUGGACCCGAUGGAAGAAGAGCACUCUCCCUGGGAUUUGUUGAGAAAUCAUGUUGCUCAAAGAAGGAAGAGGAUAUUCAAGACAAACUACCUCAGGACAUUGCAAAAGAGCAGAAAAUCAUCAGAAAAACACAAGCAAACCAAGGGUCUCCUGACAACAGCCCUCCAGCCCCAGAUGAACUGACUAAAAUUGCUCCUUGUUCACAGCACCUGAAGCUAUCAAUUAACAGACUUUUUUCCUGUAGUGUACAUCCAUUGUCUUCUACAUGGUUAGCUCUGCCUUCACACAACCACUCUCAAACCAAUUCACUGGAGUAUUUGAUCAAUGCUGAGACCUCGGGCAGGUCUGACCACAAGUGCCUCUUGCUGCAUAGUCAUAACCAAGCCGGUAAGCAGAAAGUUGGUGCUACCACAUCAUGCAAUAUUGAGAGUGAGCAGCAUUCGCAUUCAUCAGUGUCAUUUCUCAGGGGGUCUCAUAAGCUUCUCUUUCCUCGAUCACUUUUAUCUACGCCAAACCUAUGGACUCGCAGCAGCAUCGUCGCGGGGAGGUUGUGGGAACAGCACCUGGCGAUCCAGGCCUGUGGUAUGCAUGGUGCGACCCAGCUGAAGGUAAACCCGGAGUACUGCCUGUCUGCCGAGAACGAGGACAGAUGUCGGAAAAGGCUAGAGUCCAACGCGGCACUGUACCAGAAGGAGAAGGGGAAGAGUUGGGCAGCUGUGCUGGUCUGCCUCUGCACUGAAAGGGGAGAGCCAGCUUUCUUGUUCACUCUCCGCUCCAGCAAGCUCAAGGGCAGGCACAAGGGCGAUGUCAGUUUUGCAGGGGGUAAGAAGGACCCUGCUGACACAGACAUUGUGGACACUGCUCUACGGGAGGCUCAUGAGGAGUUGGGAGUUACUGUGAGGGCGGAUCAGGUGUGGGGUGUUCUCAAGCCUCUGCGGGACAUGUCUGGCAUGUUGAUCGCACCCGUACUUGCUAACCUCGGGCCCCUGGAGGCCCUGUCAUUUCGGCCUAAUCCUAGUGAGGUGGAGGAGAUUUUCACACUCCGCCUGGCUCACGUCUGCAACCCGAGGAACCGGGGCUACACAAACUUCCGAACAGGCGACCGCUAUGGCUACACUCUCCCGGUGUUCUGUAAUGGGAAGCACCGUGUCUGGGGUCUCACGGCUGUGGCAUUGGAACACACACUCAAACUCAUCGUGCCGCCAUAGCAGCCCAGCCAAACUGAUUCGUCAUAUUUCUCCCGUGGAAACGAACGCCCAGCUGAGUUACUGCCAAAGCAUGCAGAGCUGUAAAGACUUAAAAUGAAAAUGCAGUUUGGAAUGUAAUUUGAUAUUUUAUUCCUUACCUCAAACAGAUGUACACAAAAAAACACUCUAGUAGUCAUGUUUAAAACCUAUACUAAUAAUUGUUAAAUAUGCUUCCAGUAUUUCUGGAACACCUGAUCAAGUAACACGAUAGGUCUAGUCUGGUAUUUCUGAGUGGUGGUGCUGAGACGUCUCUUUUUCCAGUGAUUUUACUUCUAUGCCAAUUUGAAUAAUUGAAUAAUGAUCACAGCCUGGAAUAAAAAGCCAUCUGCUUUCACCUGAAUUAUUGCAGUCGUGCUAUGUUAAAGAUGCCGUGAUUAUGUAAGACAUCCAGAUAAGAUGGCAUACAUCUAUAUAUUGUAAGAAUGGAAGUUAAUAUGGUAAUUCAUUCAUUUCUCUGGACCUAUUUUUAUCACUAGUAAAUGGUCAAGGAACAAUAUAAGUAAACAUUUUCCAUCACCAUGGAAGUUUAAGGUAAUCUAGCAUAUGCAAUUAUACAUGUUGUACUCUUGCGAUUAAGUCUUUUUGCAGUCAUGUUCUAUGCCACAUGUAAGAUACAUUAUCACACAGAGAUGUGCUAACACAAACAGUUCAAAUAAAUUUAUUUAAGGACAUCAUGUUUAAAAUGCUGGUGAAGUUGUAUCAUUCCUGAUAAGUUUGCUGUUUGUGAAUUUGUAGUCAUAUCACCAACAAAAACAAAAUAUUGUCUUUCUUAAAGGAACCGUAUGUAAGAAAUGUAUUUCAAUUAAUCAUAAAAUGGCCCUGAUCUGUCACUAGA
Alosa alosa (allis shad) is the source of this 2653-nucleotide messenger RNA. RefSeq names its product nudix (nucleoside diphosphate linked moiety X)-type motif 8 (gene nudt8). NCBI's taxonomy places the organism in Eukaryota, Metazoa, Chordata, Actinopteri, Clupeiformes, Clupeidae. The transcript is spliced from 5 exons. Bases 460 to 1779 code for a protein of 439 amino acids. The record is from RefSeq and is a predicted model, not a curated record. Gene Ontology annotation, molecular function: coenzyme A diphosphatase activity.